UCCUAAAAACUAACAGAAAAAAAUACUUUAUAAAGAAGAACUUAAUUUAAUUUGAAUCUUCAGAAAGAAGAAAGUUAUAAAUUAAACAAUGGAAGACUUUCAACCGUACAGUCAAACUGAUUCAGGCGACUGAGGAUUAAAUGAGCCGGGCUAUUAAACAUAAGAAUAUUUAUUAUUUAUUCUGAUUGUGGCAAAAAGAACCAGACAAGGAGAAUUCAUAUAAACAAGAUGUUUCAAUAAAUCCCUGAUGAAGAUCCACCAUGUCAGCAUCAGCUGAAACCAUGAAAGAAAUGAAAACAGGAUUAAAAGGAUCAGAAUAUUUAGCAGGAGAGGAUCGUCUGUGAUAAAUCAUGUUUUAAAUAUAGAACUCAAACUUUUUAAUAACAUUUGGGAUGAAGGUUCAAUUCUGACCAGUUAAGAGCAUCAAUAUUACAAUUUAAUAAAGAAAAUUUAAGUAACUAUAGAGGCAAAGCUUUAACAUCUGACAUGAUGGAGAAAGGUUUAAUUAGCAGAUGAAUACAUGUUUUUAAAUAGAAUUUAUAAUAAUGUGGUUUCACAGCAGACCAACAGGAGCUGCAUUAGUUACAGUUUGUAAUGAGGAGGUGAGGUUAGGGUUAGAACAGCUAAAUAAUUCUCUGUAUUUAAUGAGAAGGAUCAGGAACUGACAGGAUGCUGUGGAGCCUGCACUGAUGAAGAUACUGAUGAGGAGGGAAGAGAGGAAGGACCCGGAUGAAGUUUGGAAGGAAUACUGGACCAGAGGGGACAAAGAGGAAAUACACUCCUCCACAUGUCGGUUUUCUCUCAGAGCUUCUCUCCCUGCGGACGCUUCCUGGCUGCUGGAAACAACUACGGAGAGAUCGGCCUGUUCAGCCUGGCAGCCGCUCUGAGUCCAGAUGCUACAGCAGCCAAUCGGAAGCCUGUUUUGACCUUCACAGCUCAUGAAGGUCCAGUCUUCAGUCUCCUGUCCACCGACUGUGUCCUGCUGAGCGCAGGAAACGGAGAGGUCAGCGCCUGGAGCUGGACCGAGCUCAUUAAGAAGAACGUGAAGCCUCUGUGGACCAAGAGACCAGACUACAACAGGUCCGGUCUGGAGAUCCCAGAGAUCAACUCCAUGGCCCUGAGCCAUCAGGACAACAGCCUGGUGGUCGGAGCGGGGGACAACAACGUCCACGUCCUGGACCUGGAACACGGAGUCUUUAAGACUGUCCUGAAGGGUCACACCGACUACGUGCACUGUGUGUGCGUCCGCGAGCGGGAGGCGGAGCUUCUGUCCGGCAGUGAGGACGGAACCGUCAGGAUGUGGGACAGCAGGACGGGUCAGUGCGUUCACUGCAUCGAGGUGCACAAGUACGAGAGCUGCACACGGCCUCAGUACGGGAAGUGGAUCAGCUGUGUGACCACCGACUCUGAUUGGAUGCUGUGUGGAGGGGGUCCCUCCUUGUCUCUGUGGCAUCUCCGCUCUCUGUCUCCGACCUCAGUGUUUCCUCUGAGCGGCUGCCAGCGACAGACCGCCUUCCACCAGGACAUGAUCCUGGCGGUGGGGGAGGGUGCGUUCGUGUCUCACUGUCUGCUGGGCGGAGAGGUCAAAGCUCAGAUUCCGUGCACGUCGUYGAGCCUCAACACGCUGCAGAUGAACAGCAACAGCUCCGAGCACCGGGUGCUGACGGUGGGCGGCAGCAGCAGCCACGUGGAYGUGUUCACCAACCUGUCGUACCGAGCCUUCUCACUCAGCUUCUGAUGAUAAAACAAUAAAAUGUUUUCUACAAAA
Molecule: messenger RNA, 1768 nt
Organism: Austrofundulus limnaeus
Lineage: Eukaryota; Metazoa; Chordata; Actinopteri; Cyprinodontiformes; Rivulidae
Gene: thoc6
Product: THO complex 6
Exons: 13
Coding region: 788-1738 (316 amino acids)
Biological process (GO): mRNA export from nucleus
Cellular component (GO): THO complex; transcription export complex
Molecular function (GO): protein binding
Source: RefSeq, a predicted model, not a curated record